Molecule: messenger RNA, 858 nt
Organism: Homarus americanus (American lobster)
Lineage: Eukaryota; Metazoa; Arthropoda; Malacostraca; Decapoda; Nephropidae
Exons: 1
Coding region: 1-858 (285 amino acids)
Molecular function (GO): protein dimerization activity
Source: RefSeq, a predicted model, not a curated record
AUGUGCAAGUUAGAGACUGCUAUUUAUGCUGUGUUUUGGCAUGACAUUCUUGGCAGAGUUGAUGCAACAAGCCAUGCAUUGCAAGAUCCUAAACUCGAUUUGAACACAGCAGUAGCAAUGCUGAAGUCCUUGGAAUGUUUUGUACGAGAAAAAAGAGAUUGCUUCCAUGUUUAUGAGAAGAAGGGAAGGGAAAUGUCAGAAACUAGGGAUUAUUUACAGACUCGCAAGCGUCAACGUAAUGUACGACUCAAUCCCUUGGAUUAUGGACGAUCAGAAGAAGCAGCCCUCUCACAGUCAGAAAAAUUUCUGGUUCAGAAUUUCCUUCCAGCAAUUGAUCAGUUCCUGAGUUCACUGGAUCAACAGUUAAAGGCCUAUGAGGAAACCAGUUCACUUUUCGGGUUCUUGUCUAAACUGGAGUCAAUGAAUUGUGACGAAAUUGAAGCAGCUGCAGCAAAAUUGGUUGCUGAGUACAAAAAUGAUUUGGAUCAAACACUUGGAGUUGAACUUGUGCAGUUUACAGCAUUCUUCACUCAAUUUCUUGAAGACGAAGAUGAUGAGAAAGGGAGGGCACAUUACCUUUACAAGCUGUUGAUAGACAAGAAAGUUGUAGAUACAUUUCCAAAUGUUGAAAUAAUGCUCCGGAUGUACUUGGUGCUCAAGGUCACAAAUUGUUCUGGAGAACUUUUUUUCAGUAAAAUGAAGUUUAUUAAAAACAGACUUCAUACUACAAUGUGUCAUGAUAGGCUCAGCCACCUGGCUUUGAUGAGUAUCGAAUAUGACAUCCUCAGAGAGAUUGACUUCGAAAAGUUGAUCAAAAACUUUGCAGCGGCCAGGUCACUUAAAGUGCCUGGUCUGUAA